UGCUGAAUAACAAAGCCGUUAGUCAGGUCAUAAGGGAGGCUAAUAUAUUUUUCACCCACCGUGAUAAAGGUCGUUGGCUCAACCCUAUGUCUAUUAUUAUUGGUUUAUCGAUAAUAUAUAUGUUUCAGUGGAAACGGUUCAAAACUUCUCAUUUUGGGCUCUGGUUUCAAAUUGUCACUUCACGAGUUGAACGAGAACGACGCUGCACUCUAUUAGCUUUUGUCGCGGCAGUGAGAGUUGAACUUAGACCCUUAGAAACCCAAUUCAAAUAUAUCGCCCAUUCCUAUGUUCUUUUAGGGUUUCUGUAUAUUCAAACCCUUCAAUAACCAAUCCAUUCCUUCUUUUUUUGUUGUUGUUGAUGAUAUGAAGUCCUUAACGACCAGCGUAUUUUUAAUUUCUUUAUUACUCUCCGUCACGUUCCUCAAUUUCGUUCACGGCGCCGACUCAAAGCAGAAUAAGUUUCGUCAGCGACGGGCUACAGAUGAUGACCUCGGUUACCCUGAAAUAGAUGAGGACGGUUUGGCGAAUACUCAGUGCCCUAGAAAUUUAGAGCUCAGAUGGCAAACUGAAGUCAGCUCUAGCAUCUAUGCCACCCCUUUGAUUGCUGAUAUCAACAGUGAUGGGAAACUUGAAGUAGUGGUUCCUUCUUUCGUUCACUAUCUUGAAGUACUCGAAGGAACUGAUGGAGACAAAAUGCCAGGUUGGCCUUCUUUUCACCAGUCAACUGUACAAGCCAGUCCUCUGCUGUUUGAUAUCGACAAAGAUGGUGUGAGAGAAAUUGCACUGGCAACCUACAAUGGUGAAGUACUGUUUUUCAGGGUUUCCGGCUACAUGAUGAUGGAUAAAUUAGAGGUUCCUCAUAGGAAAGUUCGUAAAGAUUGGUAUGUUGGUUUGCAUCCUGAUCCAGUAGAUCGGACACAUCCAGAUGUCCAUGACGAUCUACUUGUUAAGGAGGCUGAGGCUGCUCAGAUGAAAUCAAAGACAGAAAAAAAAGAAGGUCUACCUGAACUCAACACAACAGCUUCUACUUCUACAGAAAGUCACCUGGGAGUGGCAAACAUGUCAAAGUCAGGAGAUGAUAAGAAAAUGAAUGAGAGUCAAACUGAAACAAACAUAAAGCUCAUUAAAACUGUGGAUAAUUCAUCCUUGACUGCGGGUUCAGGGGGAAAUAGUAGUUCAGAGAGUAGAAGAAACUCCGGGAGACGUCUUUUGGAAGAUAACAACUCUGAAGGGUCCCUUGAAGGCAGUUCAGAGUCUAAAGAUGAUAAAAAAGAUGAUGCUCACAAGGCAACUGUUGAAAAUGAUCCUCAAGCUUUGUCAGAUGAUGCUGAUCGAUCUUUUGAACUAUUUCGUGAAACUGAUGAUUUGGAUGAUGAGUAUGGGUAUGAUUAUGAUGAUUAUGUGGAUGAUGCCAUGUGGGGAGAUGAGGAGUGGCAAGAAGGGCAACAUGAGAAAAUGGAGGAUUUUGUCAAUAUUGACGCACACAUACUGUGCACACCUGUCAUUGCAGACAUUGAUAAAGAUGGGGUAUUCGAAAUGAUUGUUGCUGUUUCCUACUUCUUUGAUCCUGAGUAUUAUGCCAGUUCAGAGCGUUUGAAGGAACUAGGUGGUAUUGAUAUUGGGAAAUAUGUUGCCGGUGCCAUUGUUGUUUUCAAUCUUGAUACCAAGCAAGUUAAGUGGGUCACAGAUCUUGAUCUAAGUACAGACACUUCCAAUUUUCGUGCUUAUAUACAUUCUUCUCCAACUGUUGUGGAUUUGGAUGGUGAUGGCAAUUUGGACAUUCUUGUUGGAACUUCUUUUGGCUUGUUCUAUGUCCUGGAUCAUCAUGGCAAAAUUAGAGAAAAUUUUCCUCUUGAAAUGGCAGAAAUUCAAGGUGCUGUUGUUGCAGCUGAUAUCAAUGACGAUGGCAAAAUUGAGCUAGUGACCACUGAUACACAUGGAAAUGUUGCUGCAUGGACUGCAGAAGGAAAGGAAAUUUGGGAACAGCAUCUGCAGAGUCUCGUUACUCAGGGUCCAUCUAUAGGUGAUGUUGAUGGGGAUGGCCAUACUGAUGUCGUUGUUCCAACCCUAUCAGGGAACAUUUAUGUUCUUAGUGGCAAGGAUGGCAGAAAGGUUCGCCCUUAUCCAUAUCGAACUCAUGGGAGAGUGAUGAAUCAAGUUCUUCUUGUUCAUUUAAGUAAACAUGGGGAGAAAAGCAAGGGGUUAACACUUGUUUCGACUUCAUUUGAUGGUUACCUCUACCUAAUAGAUGGACCAACAUCAUGUGCUGAUGUAGUUGACAUUGGUGAAACUUCAUAUAGCAUGGUCUUAGCAGACAAUGUUGAUGGUGGAGAUGAUCUCGAUCUUAUUGUUACAACAAUGAACGGCAAUGUUUUUUGCUUCUCAACUCCUGCUCCACAUCAUCCCCUCAAGGCAUGGAGAUCAAGUAAUCAAGGAAGAAACAAUGUUGCACAGCGUUACAACCGUGAAGGGGUCUUUGUUACUCAUUCAUCAAGAGCUUUCCGAGAUGAGGAAGGCAAAAAUUUCUGGGUAGAGAUUGAGAUUGUAGAUAAAUACAGAUACCCAUCUGGGUCUCAAUCACCUUAUAAUGUCACUACAAGCUUGUUGGUUCCUGGCAAUUACCAAGGAGAUAGGACCAUUAAGCAAAGCCAAAUCUUUGAGCAGCCUGGUAAAUAUAGAAUUAAAAUGCCGACAGUUGGAGUAAGGACUACAGGGACGGUGCUGGUGGAGAUGGUUGACAAGAAUGGACUCUAUUUUUCAGAUGAAUUUUCUCUUACAUUCCAUAUGUAUUACUAUAAACUACUGAAAUGGCUACUGGUUCUCCCCAUGCUUGGAAUGUUCAGUGUGCUUGUCAUCUUUCGUCCACAGGAGGCCAUGCCUUUGCCAUCAUUUUCACGGAACACUGACCUGUGAUGAUCAUCCCCUAUCAGAUUUUCAUGCCAAUUUGUGAAGAUAUGAACAGAUUUUCACUGAGAUGAGGCCAAAUACCUCGAUGGAUUGAGAAUGGAAUUAACUGGAAAACAGGGAGACAGUUUCAAACUGGGAAGUUGUACAAUCUGAUUUUAGACUGCCUAAAAGGCAAUGGCCUCAACUGGAUGAUUUUUGAACCAAGAAAUUCGGGACUUGUAACAUAGUUUAAUUUGAGUUUCAAAUGUUUCCAUAGACCAUAGUUUUUACAGAUAGUUAAAUGAGGAAAUAUAUAUUUAUUGAAAUUUGAA
Molecule: messenger RNA, 3218 nt
Organism: Mangifera indica (mango)
Lineage: Eukaryota; Viridiplantae; Streptophyta; Magnoliopsida; Sapindales; Anacardiaceae
Product: protein DEFECTIVE IN EXINE FORMATION 1
Exons: 13
Coding region: 364-2913 (849 amino acids)
Molecular function (GO): protein binding
Source: RefSeq, a predicted model, not a curated record